Molecule: messenger RNA, 2575 nt
Organism: Pygocentrus nattereri (red-bellied piranha)
Lineage: Eukaryota; Metazoa; Chordata; Actinopteri; Characiformes; Serrasalmidae
Product: charged multivesicular body protein 4c
Exons: 5
Coding region: 158-823 (221 amino acids)
Biological process (GO): vesicle budding from membrane; late endosome to vacuole transport via multivesicular body sorting pathway
Cellular component (GO): cytoplasmic side of plasma membrane; ESCRT III complex; multivesicular body
Source: RefSeq, a predicted model, not a curated record
ACUGACAGGCAGCGAGACGUCAGCGGGCCUGAAGACGGAAGCUAGAGCAUCAACAGCCCCAGCAGGGAGAGCGACGGACCAAGAGAGUUUAUAGUGAGACACGAACCGUUUUUAAGGCUUCAGUUCGGCAGCUGAAAGCUUCGAGGACCCUACCGACAUGUCUGUGUUUGGGAAACUGUUCGGCAGCGGUGGUAAAGGGGGCAAAGGCCCGACCCCGCAAGAAGCGAUCCAGAAACUCCGAGAGACGGAGGCGAUGUUAACGAAGAAGCAGGAGUUUCUGGAGCAGAAGAUUGAGGCGGAACUGCUGACGGCGAAGAAAAACGGCACGAAAAACAAACGAGCUGCCCUGCAGGCCCUGAAGAGGAAGAAACGUUAUGAGAAGCAGCUAGCGCAGAUUGAUGGCACUCUAUCUACCAUCGAGUUUCAGCGAGAAGCUUUGGAGAAUGCCAACACGAACACAGAGGUGCUCAAGAACAUGGGCUUUGCCGCCAAGGCCAUGAAGAAUGCUCAUCAGAACAUGGACAUAGACAAAGUAGAUGACCUCAUGCAAGACAUUACAGAACAGCAGGAACUGGCACAGGAAAUUUCAGAUGCUAUUUCAAGACCUGUUGGCUUUGGAGAAGAGUUUGAUGAGGAUGAAUUGCUGGCUGAGCUGGAGGAAUUGGAACAGGAGGAACUGGAUAAUACUCUGCUGGAAAUUGGUGGCACAGAGAAUGUCCCGCUGCCCAGCGUGCCUUCAACCUCAUUACCCUCCAAACCAGCCAAGAAGAGAGUGGAAGAGGAUGAGGAUGAGAUGGAAGAGCUGAAGGCUUGGGCGUUGUGAAUCCUGCCCAAACUGUCGGACUGCCUUAUCACUCAUUAUGGUUGACUGAUGUUUAGAGUGGACCUGAACACCUUCAGAGGGAUAACGUUGUGAAAUCGAUUGUCUUGGAAUCUGUAGCUCCUGUUACUGGCUGAAACACAUCCAGGAACAGAGGAGUUACCAGCAUAAAGGGGGAUGUAAAACAGGCUACAAAAGACAAAACAAUAGAAAACAAUCAGAUUAAGUUUUAUGUGGAAAAUAACCCAGCAAUGUUUGUCUAUGAUCGACAUUCUUUUCCUAGUUUGACUAAUUUUCCCAUUGAAAUUGAAGAUUAAUCAUACUGAACCAAUUUAAAGCGAUUCAUGAAGAGCUUUGAGUGAGUAUGUCUCAUAAAACACCUACCUCUGUUUGUUUAUCGUAGUGAAAUCCAUUUUAGUCCCAUAGCCUGAUAUGGAAAGUGCCAGGGUUAGAGUAAUCAGACAUACUCAUUCUGACACAUAUCAUAUGUGUUUCGUCGACAUGCAAAUGCCUGUUCAUAAACUGAAUUUUCCUGUCGUUUACCUGCGCUGUUCUACUUAAACCUGUUUGUGAAAGUCCAUUUCGAAGCAUCUCCGUUGACUCAUAUGACACAGGGAAUAUAUUUGGGUUCUGUAAACCCUUUUCAACCUUGAUCUCAAAGUGCUUUGUUUCAUGAAUGUUAUUUAAACAUCCAGGUCAUUUUGAUAAUUUAUUUACAAUCUCUUGAAUAUAUGAUAGUUUAGUAACAUUGAGACAGAUGAUAAAAAAAAGAUUUCGGGGCAAAAUAUUUCCCAAAACUAAAGAAAGUAUAAAUGCCACUCUCAUUUGACCUAGUAAAUCAUACUUUGUCGUUCUUUCAGACGAAUUUCAAACCAAUUUAGAAAUUUCUUCCACUAUUCAUUAAUAAAGAAGUCAAGGCUAGUAAAGAUAAAGGUGUAAGCUAAACUUUUUUCCACCUGGAGAUUUCUGCACUCUCAAAAAUGAAGGUGCCAAAGAGGAUUCUUUGCCAUACUCCAUGAUUCCUUGAAGAAGCACUAAUAGAUGACAGUUUCCCAGACCCAGAUUAAGCCUAAACCUAGACAAAAAAGAAUUUCCAUUGACACAUUUACUCCAAGAUUAGGCUUAAUCUGUGUCUGAAGAAUCGGCUCUUAAAAUGCUUUUGAAACCUUUCAGAUGAACCCUUUUUGGAAACUUGUAUCUUUAAGAGUGUGGACGUUUACAGACAUGCUGUAUCUUUUAUAUAGAAACUGGGAUGUAACCCAAGGUGUGUACAUUUGUAUGUUGCAGAUUAUCCAGAUGAGACUUUUAUUUGGAAUAUCAUUAAACUUUUUUCUAAUUAUUUUUUUUGUUUUGGUGUUGUUGGUUGCGCUAUGGAACCACAGCUGAUUGGUGAUAAGUUGUGCUUUAAACAGACCCCACAGCCAAAACACCAAGUGUUGGUUUUGCACUUUACACAUAUAAAGAUGUGUGUGCCCUGCUAUGUGCCUUACUUAUUGGCAUGCUUAUGCAACUCGAGAGGCAUGUCUUAACAUGACUAAUACAAGUAAUAGCUGACAGCUGACAUGGUGAGAUUCACUGAUUUUUAAGAGUUAAAGCACGACACAUCUACAUUUUUCCUGCUCCUAUUUGUAGAUACUGCGGUUGUGUCAUUUCUGCAUUUUCUCAUUCUGUCAAGAUUGUAUUUAGUCUGAUGCUUACAUCCCGAGAAUGGCCGUAUGGAUUUAUGAUUUUCUGCAAUAAAGAGAAUCACUAAGU